CGAUGAUAAGAUCAAUCACGGGCAGCUUCCGAAGUGCGAUGCCACUGUGUGAACAGCUCCCCCCACGUCCACAUUUCGCCCACUUAAAAAUGGCCUCUUGACUUGAUUUCGUUCGCACUUCCCCCGACGGAGAAUCACUCCCCGCCACCGCCGCCGCCGCCGGACCCGACGAGCCUCUCCCCUCCUCCGACCGCCGCCAUGUCCGUCGCCCACCUUCCUCCCCUGUCCCUCCUCUGCUUCCUCUCCCUCUUGUCCCUCGCCAGAUCCGACCAGCUCCAGACCCUCCUCGACCUGUCAGGCGCGCUCCAAUCCCCGAGCCCGGACGUGUUCUCCUCGUGGAAGCCGGCCACGCCCGCCUGCAGCUUCACCGGCGUCGCCUGCGAUGGCGGCGGCUCCGUCGUCGCCAUCGACCUAUCCGGCCUGCAGCUGACCGGCGUCCUCCCUCUGGACUCCCUCUGCACGUUGCCGUCGCUGGAGAGACUUGCGUUCGGCCGUAAUUCGCUUCGUGGACCGAUCUCCAAGGGCCUGAACAACUGCGUGAAGUUGCAGUACUUGGACCUCGGCAACAACUUCUUCGCUGGCACGUUCCCGGAGAUAUCUGCCCUCUCUGAACUGCAAUAUCUUUACGUGAACGGAAGCAAUCUGAACGGGGCGUUACCAUGGAGCUCACUCAAGAACAUGACCAAUUUGCUCUAUUUGAGCGUCGGUGACAACCCUUUCGACAGUACUCCGUUUCCUGGAGAAAUUCUUGAUCUUUACGAGUUGAAGUGGCUCUACAUGGCGAAUUGCAGCAUCGAGGGUGAAAUCCCGCCCGGCAUAGGGAGGCUCAACAAGCUCUUCAAUUUGGAGCUCUCGGACAACAUCAUCACUGGCGAAAUUCCGGCGGAGAUUGGGAACUUGACCGACCUGCGGCAGCUCGUGUUGUACAACAACAGAUUGACUGGGAAGCUUCCGGUCGGGCUGAGGAACUUGACGAAGCUCGAGAAUUUCGACGCUUCCAUGAAUUUUCUGGAAGGCGAUUUGUCCGAAUUGAGGUUCUUGAGGAACUUGGUGACUCUGCAGCUGUUCGUGAAUGAUUUUUCAGGCCAAGUCCCAGUUGAGUUUGGCGAGUUUGAGCGGCUUGUGAACUUGUCGCUCUAUACGAAUAGAUUGAGUGGCCCCCUGCCCGAAAAGCUAGGCUCGUGGGCGGAGUUCGAUUUCAUCGAUGUGUCGGAGAAUUUCUUGACGGGGCCGAUUCCGCCGGAUAUGUGCAAGCGGGGGACCAUGAAGGAGCUCCUCGUCCUCCAGAACAGGCUGAGCGGGGAAAUCCCCGCGACUUAUGCGAAUUGCCCGACACUGACUCGGUUCCGAGUUAGCAACAACUCGCUCUCCGGGGCCGUGCCAGGUGGCAUCUGGGGCUUGCCAUAUUUGAACAUUAUUGACAUCGCCAUGAAUCAGCUCGAGGGUCCUAUCACGUCCGACAUUGAAAAUGCAAAGUCUCUGGGGCAGUUGUUCGUUUCCAAAAACCGCCUAUCGGGAGAAUUGCCGGAGGAAAUCUCGAAGGCUGAAUCUUUGGACGCAAUCGAUUUGAGCUACAAUCAGUUCUCGGGGAAAAUUCCGUCGAAAAUCGGUGACCUGAAAAAGCUGAGCAGCCUUCACAUGGAGAACAAUAUGUUCUCUGGCUCCAUACCGGAUUCGUUAGGCUCAUGUGACAAGCUCAGCGACCUUGACAUGGCUCACAAUUCGCUUUCUGGCAAAAUCCCGCCAUCUCUCGGGUCUUUACAAGUACUCAACUCCCUCAAUCUGUCGGAAAACCAUCUCUCAGGUCAAAUUCCAUCGAGUCUAUCCUCCUUGAAAUUGAGCCUUCUCGAUCUGUCGAACAACCAGUUAACCGGUCAGAUUCCGCAGUCUCUGUCAAUCGAAGCUUACAACGGCAGCUUCUCCGGCAACCCUGGCCUCUGCAGCUCCGAUAUCACCUCCUUCCAGCGAUGCUCGAAGGAAACCGGCAUAUCCAAGGGUAUCCAAACCCUCAUAACCUGCCUCGUUGUAGUCGUGGUUCUACUAUCACUGUUCCUUGCUUGCUAUGUCCGGUUGUACAGUAGGGAAAAGGAUCAAGAACGGUCGCUAAAGGAAGAAUCUUGGAAUGUGAAGUCAUUCCAAGUGCUGACCUUUACUGAGGAUGAGAUACUUGAUGCCAUCAAGGAAGAGAAUCUCAUAGGAAAAGGCGCUUCUGGGAACGUCUACAGAGUUUUGCUCGCCAACGGCAGAGAACUCGCUGUCAAGCACAUAUGGAAUACAGACUCCGGCAGCGGAGGAGGGCGGAGGAAGAGCCGGACCACGAGCCCGAUGCUCGGGAAGCGGAGCGAGAAGUCGCGGGAAUUUGACGCGGAGGUGGAGACCCUGAGCUCAAUCAGGCACGUAAAUGUGGUGAAACUGUACUGUAGUAUCACGAGCGAGGACUCGAGCUUGCUGGUCUAUGAGUACAUGCCGAACGGGAGCUUGUGGGACCGGCUUCACACUUGCCAGAAGACAGAGCUCGACUGGGAGACAAGGUAUGAGAUAGCCCUGGGAGCGGCCAGAGGAUUGGAGUACCUGCAUCACGGUUGCGAGAGGCCGGUGAUUCACAGGGAUGUGAAGUCCAGUAACAUUUUGCUGGAUGAAUUCUUGAAGCCUAGGAUUGCUGAUUUUGGGCUUGCCAAGAUUGUUCAGGCCAGUAGUAGCAAGGAUUCAACCCAUGUUAUUGCCGGAACACAUGGUUACAUUGCUCCUGAAUAUGGUUACACAUACAAGGUGAAUGAGAAGAGCGACGUCUACAGCUUCGGGGUGGUGCUAAUGGAGCUAGUGACAGGAAAGAGGCCGAUAGAACCGGAGUAUGGAGAGAACAAGGACAUAGUGAACUGGGUCUCGAGCAAGUUGAAGACGAGACAAGACGUGUUCGGCAUCGUGGACUUGAGAAUCCCCGAGCCCUACAAGGAAGAGGCCAUCAACGUGUUGAGGAUCGCCAUCCUCUGCACGACGAACCUCCCAAACCUGAGGCCCACGAUGAGGAGAGUGGUUCAGAUGCUGGAGGAUGCAGAGCCGUGCAAGUUGGUCCACGUCGUCGUCGACAAAGACGGCAAUGGGAAGGCGCAGGUCACCGACAGCAGGAAGAUCAAGCCAGAGCCAUGAGAGCCUCGGGUCAAUUCUCAUAGGAACAUAAUUGGAAAACCUUUGGGAAUUUUAAACCCAGAUUCAGUAGAAGUUGCAGUUGCAGUAUAAGUUCUGAGAUCACUUGUAACAUAACAUAGUUCCAAGAGCAAGAGCUAGAGCUUCCCAAUAAGUCUCUCCCCUGUGAGUGAGAGCUUGGAGUUCAUAUGCAAGUAGGUUUUGAGUUAGUGCAUGUUGAGAAAGGAAGCCACCGGGCUCUCCCUCUUCCUUCUGUACAAUAUAUUAUUUCUGUAAGUCGUAUGAAGGUAGUUGUUUUGGCAGUACAAUGAUCAGAAAUGCUAGAUGAAGAGUACAAUGAAACAUUUUUUUGGUA
Molecule: messenger RNA, 3499 nt
Organism: Syzygium oleosum
Lineage: Eukaryota; Viridiplantae; Streptophyta; Magnoliopsida; Myrtales; Myrtaceae
Product: receptor-like protein kinase 7
Exons: 2
Coding region: 199-3147 (982 amino acids)
Biological process (GO): protein phosphorylation
Cellular component (GO): plasma membrane
Molecular function (GO): protein kinase activity; ATP binding; protein binding
Source: RefSeq, a predicted model, not a curated record